Molecule: messenger RNA, 1995 nt
Organism: Funneliformis geosporum
Lineage: Eukaryota; Fungi; Glomeromycota; Glomeromycetes; Glomerales; Glomeraceae
Source: the annotation of a GenBank genome assembly
AUGCUUAGUGAAAAAACUAUUGCUUCUUUGGUUACUGCUCCCAUUACUCAAAAUAUCGCUCUAAUUCGGAUUUCUGGUUCCCAAACUUAUUCCAUUAUUAGUCAAAUUUUCGACCGCCCUUUGCCUGAAUAUCCCCACCAAAAACCACAAUUAAUUUUUGGCAAAAUUGUUAAUUCUCAAAAAGAGGUAGUUGACGAGGUAUUAUUACUUUGUUUUUAUAAACCCCACUCUUUUACCGGCGAGGACGUGGUAGAAAUUAGUUGUCAUGGCAAUUUAUUUAUUGUCAACCAAAUAAUACAACUAAUUUUAGAAAAGGGUGCUGAAUUAGCCCAAGAAGGGGAAUUCACCAAACAAGCCUUUUUUAAUAAUAAACUAAAUCUUAUCCAAGCCAACGCCAUAAAUGAUUUAAUUCGAGCCCCCAGUUUGGAAGCAGCCAAAUUAGCCCAACACAAUUUAAGUUCAGAAACCCAAAAAGGUUUAGAAAUCAUUGAAAAUGAACUAUUGGAUAUCAUUGCUAACAUUAAAGUAAAUAUUGAUUAUCCGGAAUAUGAUGGGGUGGAAUACUUAACUGGCAAAGCAACUUUUUCACGUUUGAAUAAACUACUCAAAAUAUUAAAAAUGAUAAAAAAAGACAGCAAAAAAGUCCGUCUCUAUCAAGAAGGAUUAAAAAUAGCCAUUGUCGGUAAACCGAAUGUGGGAAAAUCUACUCUUUUGAAUGCUCUCUUACAAGAAGAAAAAGCAAUAGUUUCGCCUAUUGCCGGAACCACCCGGGACGUGGUGGAAGCCCGCUACAAUUUGAAUGGCAUUCCUUUAAUUUUACUGGAUACUGCCGGUAUUCACCAGACCUCUGAUUUAGUGGAAAAAAUUGGGGUAAAAAAGAAAAAAACUUGCCGAAUUAGUGCCAAAAAGCAGCAAUUAAGUGAAUUGGAAGCCAAAAUUAAGCAAAUUUUUGCCGAAAAUAUAAAUAGAGAACUAAAAAAAGAAACUGGUUUAGAUGUGGUUUGCGGUGAUUUAGAAAUAAGUUAUAAGUUGGUUAAGGAAUUGAGCGCCCACGCUAAGGCCGCAGCAUUAUUUUUUAACGAAAGUAGUGAAAGAGAUAAAAUAGAAGAAGUGGAAAAUCUUUUAAAUAUUUAUUGUAAGGCUAAUGAGAGCAGUACAUUAGGACAAAAAAAAGGAAUUGAGAUUGACCCGAAUUUUGCAGGAAAAAUUCCUUUCACGGAUGUUGCCAUGACUGCCCCAAGCGGAGAAAGUACUCUUGCUAAAUUUACUAAUUUUUCUAUUUCUCCUUCCACUAAUCCACUUCUUUACAAUAUUAGAGAUAAAGUUUUUAAUUUCACUGUCAUAACUAUUUAUUUUAAUCAAGGGGAGGAAACGCUUGUCCUUGAAGUAGACCAAGAAGUUCAGGAGGCAUUUUCACAAAAAGGCUUUCCGCCCGACACCCCACCGAACGGUCCCGAUAUUCCCGACCGAACUCCUCCCCCAAAUCAAAAUAUUUCCCAAGUGCGAGACCAAGCCAAAAGUGAGAUUCGGACUGAAUUAAAUACAGCACCCAAAACCGAAAAUAGUGAAUUAGGGCAAAAUGCUGAUUGGGAAAGUAAAUUAAAUGGUUUAGAUAAAGAGAAUGAAAUUAAUAAUUUUAAAAAUAAUCUAAUCACUAAAAUUAAAAAUAUUAGAACUAGAAAAGAAAGUGAUAAUGACCCUAUUAAGAAAGUUAUCGAUAAUUUAACUGAUAGAAACCAAAAAGCGAAAGCGGAACAAUUAUGGAGAAAAUUAAUUGUUGCCGAAGGUUUGGUUAGGCAAGGCAAAUUUGACCAAAGAAUUUAUGAUGAACUAUCUGCCGAAAAAAAUAAUAGCAAUAGUGCCAUUUAUAAAAUUUUAAAUGGCGGAGGAGGAAAAAGGGUUGAAAAAGUGCUUCAAUCUCUUAAAAGUAUAUUAGACCAAAAUAAUAACCCGACCCAACUAAACCAUAAAAAUGAUAACUCUCUCUCAAAAUGA